AUGACUAGUUCUAUAACGUCAGAUGAAUCACUGGCGAGUUUAGAGGAGACCAGAUUACGUCUUUGUGAUGAAUUUGCUUCUAUCACUGGAUCAGACAGCGCAGUAGCGCAGUGCUACCUUGCUGAAAAUGAAUGGGAAAUUGAGAGAGCUCUUAAUGCUUUUUUCGAGGCAGACAUGGAGUCUGUUUUUGAUGCAGAGGACACGACAGAGAGAGGUGACAGUGUACAGAACAAGAGAAAAGAGCAGCAUCCUCCUGAGGGCACAGGCAACUCAGAAACAAAUAAGAAGUUUAAACCAGAAACAUCUGAUUGUAUAGACUUGACAAACGAGGAACCUGCGUGUUCCAGUGAUACCACUUCGAAGAACAGAGCGGCCGAGACAGGUGCACAGACACCGGCCGACAGCAAGGCUAAUGGAAAGCUCUCUCUGCUAAGCUGGAACGUGGAUGGUUUGGACACGUUAAACCUGGCAGAGCGGGCUCGGGGCCUUUGCUCUUACCUGGCAUUAUACACACCUGACGUGGUGUUACUGCAGGAGCUCGUCCCACCUUAUGUUCAGUAUCUGAAGAAACGAGCCGUUAGCUACACUUUCAUUGAGGGGGGCGAAGAUGGAUAUUUCACCGGACUAAUGUUGAAAAAAUCAAGAGUUAAACUGCUGGAGAGUCAAGUCAUUUCUUACCCAACAACACAAAUGAUGAGAAAUCUCAUAGUUGCUCAGGUGAGUAUAUCAGGCCAGGAGCUUUAUCUGAUGACCUCACACUUGGAGAGCUGUAAGAACCAGGCUGCAGAACGAAUGAACCAACUGAAGGUAGUCUUCCAAAAGAUAAGAGAGGCACCUGACAACGUCACUGUCAUAUUUGGAGGAGACACCAAUCUCAGAGACUCUGAGGUCGUAAAGGUGGGAGGAUUACCUCCUGGAGUAUGUGACGUGUGGGAGCAGCUGGGUAAACAGGAGCACUGCAGGUUCACCUGGGACACUAAAACUAACGGCAAUAAAAAUUUGCCUUACGUCAGCAGGUGUCGCUUUGACCGGAUCUACCUGAGGCCGGCUAAGGAGGGGCCCAAAAUGGUUCCUGACCACAUGGUACUGGUGGGUAUGGAGAAAUUGGACUGUGGUCGUUAUACAAGUGAUCACUGGGGUAUCUACUGUACUUUCACAACUGAGGGGGAAUAA
This is a messenger RNA of Chanos chanos (milkfish), 1173 nucleotides long. RefSeq names its product tyrosyl-DNA phosphodiesterase 2b (gene tdp2b). Gene Ontology annotation, molecular function: 5'-tyrosyl-DNA phosphodiesterase activity; protein binding; single-stranded DNA binding. Gene Ontology annotation, cellular component: cytoplasm; PML body. Lineage: Eukaryota; Metazoa; Chordata; Actinopteri; Gonorynchiformes; Chanidae. Gene Ontology annotation, biological process: double-strand break repair. The transcript has 7 exons. Bases 1 to 1173 code for a protein of 390 amino acids. The record is from RefSeq and is a predicted model, not a curated record.